GUGGCAUGGCCUUCCAGGGCUGUGACUGCCUCGGCCUUUUGGUCUGGCUCUUGCUGCUUCAGACGCGAUUGAGCAAAGCUCGUAUGGUUCCAGGGACGCCGUCUCUUUCUCCUCUCCCCUCAGAGGAUGGCCUAGAUGACUCGGGUGUAAACCCACAAGAGAGGCCACUCACAGGGAUGCCUGAGACCUCGCUGCCCCUCAAGCCUGGGGACAGCAUGAGGCCCCUUAAUUCGAUGGCAUUUACUCCAGAUCAAUCUUUUUCAACCAUGAGUCUGUCAAGGCAACCAUUUCCAACAUGGGUUCCACCCACUUCAGCUUGUGGCCACAGAACUGCAAGGAUAGUUGGUGGAAGGCCUGCGCCGGCGAGGAAGUGGCCGUGGCAGGUGAGCCUGCAGGCCCACAAGCAGCACAUCUGUGGUGGCUCCCUCAUCAGCAAAUGCCAUCUGGAUUAUGUAGUGUCCAUGGGAGAAGCUGACUUGUGGUCCAGAACGCCAGUCAGGAUCCCAGUCCAGGACAUCAUCGUUCACCAGGAUUUCUCCACGAUGAGAACAAUUGUUCAUGACAUCGCCCUUGUUCUGCUGGCCUUCCCAGUGAAUUACAGCGUCAACAUCCAGCCUGUGUGCAUCCCUGAAAAGUCUUUCUUGGUACAACCUGGGACGCUAUGCUGGGUGACCGGAUGGGGCAAAGUACUUGAACAAGGUAGGUCGUCGAGAAUGCUGCAGGAGGUGGAGCUGAAUAUUAUUCGUCAUGAGGAAUGUAACCAGAUUCUCAAGGACAUCAUGGGAAAAAUCUUUACCCAGGUCCAGGAAGGGGGUGUCUGUGGCUAUAAUGAGAAUGGAGGAGAUGCCUGCCAGGGAGAUUCUGGGGGCCCCAUGGUCUGCGAAUUUAAUAAAACGUGGGUGCAGGUAGGGAUCGUGAGCUGGGGUUUUGGCUGCGGCCGAAUUGGAUUCCCUGGAAUUUAUACAGAAGUGGCAUCUCCCAGUGAUACUACACUUCUCCCCAACCACCGCACUCAUUGCCCUCAAGACUGCUUCCAGGAACCACGCUUGGCAAAAAUGGAAUAAUACGAGUUUCGGGAAGAGUUUGAGGGGUCCACCACUGCUGGUAGCAUAGCACCCCAAAUUUAACGGCCUCACGCCGUGCCGAGCUCUUCCUUGCCCAACAUUUCAUGGUGGAAACUCAGAGCAAUGAAGCAUCUG
Mus pahari (shrew mouse) is the source of this 1199-nucleotide messenger RNA. Its product is annotated as serine protease 44. Gene Ontology annotation, biological process: proteolysis. The coding region runs from base 6 to 1064 and encodes 352 amino acids. Lineage: Eukaryota; Metazoa; Chordata; Mammalia; Rodentia; Muridae. The record is from RefSeq and is a predicted model, not a curated record. The transcript is spliced from 6 exons. Gene Ontology annotation, molecular function: serine-type endopeptidase activity.